Phyllopteryx taeniolatus (common seadragon) is the source of this 6988-nucleotide messenger RNA. It is a transcript of the gene sh3tc2, whose product is annotated as SH3 domain and tetratricopeptide repeats 2. Gene Ontology annotation, biological process: regulation of ERBB signaling pathway; regulation of intracellular protein transport. NCBI's taxonomy places the organism in Eukaryota, Metazoa, Chordata, Actinopteri, Syngnathiformes, Syngnathidae. Gene Ontology annotation, cellular component: recycling endosome. The transcript has 21 exons. Gene Ontology annotation, molecular function: protein binding. The record is from RefSeq and is a predicted model, not a curated record. The coding region runs from base 2034 to 6674 and encodes 1546 amino acids.
GCUGUGAGAACAAGCGAGCUAACAUCCAGUGUCCUAAUAUGUUCUGGCAGCUCAGACCUGUUUACAGCUUUAGCCUUCACACGUCAGACAACAGAUGACGACACUGCUCUCAGCCUCUUUGACAAUCAGUUCCUGUGAUCAGUAGAGAGGGCAUAAACCAAAUAAUCUAGUAGCCUAAAUAAUAUUUGGAAAACAUAGUGAAAACUGUAUAUGUAUAUUAGAGACAUUUGAACAAAAGACAGUCACAGUCAAGUGUCAGCUUUACACACGUGGACAAAAUUGUUGGUACCCUUUCAUCACAGAAAGAAAACCCAGAGCAGUCACUGAAAUAAGUGGAAAUUGUGGCCCAACAGAAUUAUUUUCAAAGACAAACUAAUGAAAGUGCCCUGGACAGAAAUGAUGGUACCCCUAAGUUUAUUUUUAGUUGUGCAGCCUUUUGAGGCAAUCACUGCCAUCAAACAAUUUCUGUAAAGCUCAGUAAGACUUGUGAACCUGUCAGGAGGUACGUUGGCCCACUCUUCGAGAGUACACUAUGCUACAGGUGUCUCAUCUUCAAAGACUGGUCGCCAGUUGCCAGUUUGGCAGAUUGGACAAACAACCAUUAACACUGACAUUCAGACCUAUGAACAAUUUCAAGUCUUCAAUAAAUCUGUGAGGAAGCCGGAGUACCAGGAGAAAACCCAUGCAACAACGAGGAGAACAAACUCCACACGAGAUAGUCGAACCUGGAUCUACUGACUAUGAGGCAGAUGUGCUUACCACAUGUUCCACCAUGAUUAUAGAAAGCCAGAAGAGGUUUUAUGUGAAUAAUUAAUAUAAAUACACUUUUUUUUUUUUUUUUAAACCGAUUGUACUCAGAGUGACGGGUGAGCUGGAGCCGCGAGGCGGGCUACAUCCUGGACUGAAAAACAUUCCAGAUAUAAAGUUUUUAAUGUUCUAAAUCUCCCCAAAGGUUAUUUUAAUCAAUUAGUAAACAUCACAAUAUUACCAUGUGAAAGCAUUUUUCUGUAUUAUUUACAAUUACUAUAAUUAUCAUAUUACUGUAACAGACUUACACAAUACAAUGAAAUAUACAGUGACCGAUUUACUAUUGCGGAACAUUUGUCUUUCACUGUUUCCUGCUAAGUGCGCUGCUACAUGUUGUUUGUUUGUAUAAUACAUUUGUCAAACAUGAAGAGAGUAAGUUAUGACACUUCAAUAUUGUUGAAAUUGGUUGGGGUAAUGGUGGGAUGAUUUGCUUGCUCCUGGUUGGGCAAAACUGGGGCAAAUUAUUUAUUUGAUGAGGAGCCGCAUAAAGCCUAGCAUUCUGACACUCAGAAACUCUAUUUUGAUACCAUUUUGAGCCCCAAACAGUGUUGCACCCUUUUCAUUGUGGGUGCAGGAUGACUUUGCCCUUGUGUGCUAAUGUCAUCCCUUACUCAUCAGAGGAUGGAGACAUUUGGGAUGUGGAUAAACUGAUCCUUUAUCUAUAUCACCAGGCUGCUUUUCUGUGACCUUGCUGCCUGCCGUUUCAUAGCAUUGCCUUACUGUGCAAAUCAGCAAUUAUCCCAGCAAUUCAAACAAACGACACACACAUUGUCUAUUGUGACACACAUUCUGAGCAUUUUUUAACAGUCCAUCCCCCCACACUCACUCACACACGCACCAUGACACACACACAACACACACAGACGCACGCGCGCACAAUCUAUGUGAGGCCUGCCCCCCACACACACUCAUACCAAUUGGAGAAAGUACUUUGUGCACUCACACACUGACUGGGCAGGAGAGAGAGAGAGUCUGGUGGGUGGAGGUGGAUGGAGACAGAAAGAGACAGUGGGACUGCGGAGCGAAGCCAGACCAGACACAGAGGAAGAGAUGCUGCUCGUAAAGAAGGGAUACCCAACACUGACUGCAGAGGGGAGACAGAGAGAGAGACUGUAUAAGUAGGAUAAGAAUGGGAGUGCAGAAAUAGGAAGGGGAAGCGGGCCUUUCCAGCAUAGAGGAGGAAGAGAGUAAAUUGUUGUUCCAGAGGCAAGAGGGAAUGUGAUGGGAUGGCAUUGAUCCCUGGGAACUGUCGCUUCUUGGGCCAGAUGGCGUCUUGUUGCUGCAGACCGCUGCUCAACUCCUCCUGCUGUGGACCCCUCAUCAAAAUCUGCCUCUCCUCCCUCACAGACAUAUCUCCUGCUGAGCUGGAUGCUUUGUGGAGGGAACCACCAUAUGCUCUCGGGGGUACCCACGAACACUUUUCAGGAAAUUACAUCAUGACUGAAGGAGAUGAUGAGGAUGGCCCACUGGUGGAGUCAGUUGAAGAAAAGCUGGAACCAGAAAACUACUGGAAGAAGAAAGAGCCCUUUCUUAGAGGAAGUCGGGUGACACAGGGCGAGAAAUGCUCCUCGGAAAUUAUGCUCUUUUUUACUGGACGCCGACGCUCCAGUGAGGACCCUGAUCGGGCUGUCCAGGAGGCCUUGCGCACCCGGCUCCGAGUAGUGGAGAGCAACAGCAAAGACGUCACCCAGUUGUUUAAGGACCUGUCUGCACGUCUGGUGUCUGUCCAUGCAGAGAAGGACAGCUUUGUCCUCACAUUUAAAACUGUAGAGGAAAUCUGGAAGUUUUCGACUUAUCUAGCAUUAGGUUACGUGGCACGCUGCUUGGAGAACUUCCUGUGUGAUCAAUCCUUCUGGCUGGAGCCAAAACUGCUCAGCGACUUGGAGAUUAAUGUAACAGUUAACGAGGAUCACCUGGCCACCCUCUACCUUGAGCUUUUACUCCAGGAAGGAUCUUUCUUUGCUAAGGCGCUGUACACAAGAAGUGACGAGCAUGACGAAGAUCAGCUGUCUUUCCAAAAGAAUGAUCUUCUCAUGGUGAAGGACACAGGACAGGAGGAAAUGUGGGAGGGUACACUGCUCUCCACUGGACACCAUGGCCUAGUUCCUGUCAAUGCCACUCAGCCACUUCCAUACCCUUUUUACCAGUGGUUCCUGAGGAAUUACCCAGGUUAUGCAGGGUGCUCGCCGACGGAGAAGGAACCAUUUGAUCAUCCACUUGUGACAGGUUCGUGUGUGGCGGUGGUCGACUACAGUCCAACCGUUCAAGAUGAACUCCAGCUAAGUCAAGGGGAUGUUGUAGAGAUUCAGGGUCUACUUAUUCGAGGCGUUGGCCUCUUCAUAGGAAAAAACGUCUCCACUCGUCGUACUGGCUUCGUCAACAAGGCCCAUGUCAAGCCUCUGGACACCAUGUCCCUAGACAGACAUUUGGUCUUUCUGACCGAGGAGGAGCGAGACACGCUGGCUCAGAUGAGCCUGUUCAGCUCUGAGCCGUGUGAUAGCAACUUACUGGAAAGGCUCUUCUCAUCUGACAUCAGCUCUGUGUACAGGCUAGACAGGCUGGAUGAGUCUGACUUCAUGUACAUCAGGAAUCGGCCCAAGCGUGAUCACAAGGUCCCUGCUAGCACACGUCAGAGUGUCAUGUCAGAAAAAAGCGGUGGAACGCCCCCGUACCACUCCUCCCCCCGCCCAUCGCUAUCACACUCGUCCCCCCGUGUGUCGCUCUAUCAGUCCCAGAAUCCUCUGGCACAGGAGGGAGAGCGCCUGUCCUUUACUCUAGAUGACACAUUCAGGGACCUCAAUGAAUUCCACGAGGACCUGCCUCUCUUCUUGGAGGAAACCAGUUGGGAGGGGGACGAGUCAGAAGUUAGCGACCCGACGUUGACCCUCCUAAACCAUGACCACUUCCAGGAAGACUUCCUGCCCCUGUAUGACCUCCAGUGUUCCUUUCUGUGGGUGACCUUCAAUGGGAAGGGCGAGAGUGCAGUCUCAGGACAGCUUGAGAGUGUAAGGGAGUGUGCAAAGAGGAUGGGCAUGCACUGGGCACAUAGGCGAGCAUGCUUCCUCCUGGGAAGACUCUGUGCCAGGAAGCUGAAGCUAUCCCAGGCUCGCGUGUAUUAUGAGGAAGCUCUGAGUGUUCGUGUGGACAAUUUCAGUGACACACCACUUUUGAUCGCACUCCUAACCAACCUCACAGCUGUUUACCUGAAGCAGCGUAUGACAGAUAAGCUGCCCCUCACCCUGGAAAAGGCCAGCGCCAUGCUGCUCUGUCUUCCCAACCAUACCUACACAUCCUCAGAUGAAAUUGAGCUGCUGAAGCUGCUUCUGAGGAGAUCCAUGGUAAUGGGGGAUAAAUAUCUGGAGGCCCGUGUGUGCUACCUUAUCGCCAGCCUCUUCCUGCUUCUAAGGAAACCUGAUGACGCUCUUCCCUUUGUUGAGCGCCUACAGUUCCUCUCCUCAACUCUCUUAGCCAACGAAGGGCUUCCUAUAGUACCUCUGGACCUCAACUGGCUCUUGAGCUUGCUCUAUCAUCGUAAAUACAUGCCUCACCUGGUGUUGGCUUCUCUGAGCCUCGACUCAAGACAAGACCACUCACUCCAUGAUGCUUUCCAGAGGAUUGAGAGAUUUAUUAGGAAUUCAGCUCGCCUGAACCCAUUCUGGAAGGAAGGAACCUCCCUGCUCCCUGCCCAGAUUGUGGUUUACCUCCUGCAGACGCUGGCUAUAGCUGAGAAAGAGAGGGACUUGAAGAUGCAGAGGGACCUAUGUCUGGGCUUGGCCUCAGUUUACCAGCAGUAUGGUGCCCUUGAUAAGGCUGUGCAAUGUGCUCAACGAGCAGUGGAGACGGGAGGCUUCAUCAAUGAGGAGGAAGGCUUUGAGGCCUCUGUGCUGCUUGGCUGGCUGCUGGUUUUAACAGGGCAGGCUGAGAUGGCUCAGGGUGUCCUACAGCCACUUCUUAUGUCACUUGAGGGAACAGAUAGCUCCACUCAAAGAGGCGUCAUCCACAAUCUCUUGGCUUUAUCUCUGAGACAGCAGGGCUGCAUACCAGAAGCAGGCUGGCAACUUUACUCGGCCUUGGUGAUAGGCCGCGAAAGUGGAAACCAGAGGAAUCAGGCCCUGGCACUGGCCAACUUAGGCUGCCUGGCACUGGAUACAGGGGCGUCUACAUUGGCAGAGCAUUUCUUGGUCAGAUCCCUGCACCUUUUUCUUGACAUCUGGGAGAGCCCCACAGAUGAGGAGCAUGUGCAGACCUUCCUUUGGUUGGGGAGGAGCUACAAGAAUAGGGGGAAGAGUCACCACAUCAGGUCCUGUUAUGAAAUGGGACUUCUGAUUGCACUGCAUGCUAGAAACCUGCCCAGUCAGUUAGUGGUGGCCAAGGUGCUGAGUCGACUGUAUUCCGACAUGCUGCUUUACGGUCAAAGCAUCGUCUAUUAUGAACACUGUGUGUCAGUAGCCAGAGAGCUGAAGGACAAGAGACUUGAAGGAGAAUACCUUGAAAUCCUAAGCAGUCUUUACCUCUCACUAAAUACUGAAAGAUCAUCUCUUAAGUCUCUAGAUUACACCAAGCAAAGCCUGAGGAUUUCCAUUGAUUUGGGCAAGAAAGAAGAAGAGUCUGAGACCUGGUUGCAGGUGGGAAGGAUCUAUUAUCUCAUCCAGGAGGAUGAGUUGGCCGACAUGUACCUGCAGGCAGCAGUGAAGACAGCGCUUAGAAUGAACGACCCUCAUUUUUCGAUGAGCAUCUAUGAAGAAGCGGGGGACGUCUACUUUAAAGGGCACAGGAACAGAAUGGCAUCAGUACCUUUCUACAGAGAUGGCGGUUUACCAUUUUCCCGAAGUAUCAGAGAUAUCCAUUCAGAGUUCCGUUUGUUGAGUAAACUAACAGAACUGUUAAUGGACCAGGGGGAGCAGGAAGAGGCUCUGCAAUAUGCUUCACUAGCGGUUGAAAUGGCAAACAAAACCGGUACGAGCAAAGCCACUGAGCUUGGCUGUAUGAUGUCGAGUUUACAGCUUCAGUGCAGCAGCUCCAUAAUUGUUUUUGCAGGUGUGUGUAUGAAUGAGAGGACAGCCUACCACCGACUGGCGACAGUUUACUACAGCCUUCAGGACUAUGAGAUGGCCGAGAACUACUAUCUCAAGUCCCUGUCUCUCUGUCCGCCUGUCAUGCAGCACCCAAUGGAGGCUCGCUACUACACUCAGGUCUACUGCAGGCUGGGAAAUCUCACUCUGCACAAACACAAGGAUUCUUUUGAUGCAUUGGGUUAUUUCCACCUUGCUCUGGCAGCUGCCCUGGAGGAUCGAGCUAACCCAGAGGCUCUGUACGUCGUGUAUAUGAAGCUGGCGGAGAUCCACAGCAACCACGUGCCUGACGCUCAGCAAUGCCAGCUGUAUAGAGACCGCGCCCAUAGCCUGAAGAGAGUUCUGUCAGGAGCAGGGGACUCUGCUGUGAAUGAGGAUAUUGGAAAAGAUACAAGUGAAGACUGUGAUAGUGACCCAUUCCCAAAAACUUGUAGGAUGCAAAUAGAUACCCACAGGGACACUGAAAUUGUUAAUGAAGUUGACAACAGGAGAGAGGAUGUCUACAUUCCUCCUCCUGACACGAACAAUGAGUUUGUUGACAUCUCUGCAUUUAUCAUCAGUCAGUCUUACAGUGAGAGUAUUUUGACUGACUCCUUUGACACAGCCAGGGAGCAUAUGUCGGACUCCUGCAGCUCCACGGACACUGUGCAAACUUCCCCGAAAGAGAUAAAUGCAAAUGAUUUGACCUCAACUAACAUCAGUCCCCAUUCCGAGAAGGAAACGGUCAUGGAUCCACAUCUUGAGCAGAAAGAUCCCGCUCAGAUAGACAGCAGUGCAGAUAACUUUCCAUCCUGAGUGGAUUCACAUGGACUUCCACACAAAAAAACCCCGUGGCACUUUAUGUUCUUCAUUUCCUAUUUCUGGUCACGUGUCUGAGCCGAAUGCAAUGUUUCAACAAAAUGGCACUUGUUGUAUAGCAUGAGAUGAGGGUUAUAAUUCACUUUAAAUUGUGUGCCUUUUUAUGAUGUAGUUACCAUAUUAGAAUACUGUCGUAAUUUUCUACAUCUUUUAUACCUCUGUAAAAUGUCUUAAGUUUAUGUCAAUAAGACUAAGUCCAUGACAAUAUCAAUAAAUUAUUUUUGUCUAAUAUUGACAGUGAGAACACUCAA